GCGCUCUGUAAACUAAUUUGCCUUCUCUUUGUCAAAAUCUGACUUCCGUUUCUCAUGUUUUGUUCGGGCUUCUGGAAUCUGCCAUCCCGGCUUUACAGCGAAUCAGUUUUCCGCUUUGCCUCACCUAAAGUAUUUCGGACAACAGCAUUACCCUCAUUUUGAUCUGAGAGGGGAGGCUCGAGUCCAUCGAGUGAUUGUUCGUGGAAAACAACGUCUGUUUACCUCGCUAGCUAGCUAGCUAGCUGGCUAUUAGCAGCCAGCUGAGUUGCAUCACCAGCGUCGAACAUGUUUCGAUUCCUGAAUGACGUCGAUGACGACCCCUACAUGCUGGAUCCUUUUGCCGCUCACAGGCAGCAGAUGAGGAGCAUGUUUGGACCGUUCGGCAUGGACCCUUUUGCACUGGCGCCACAAAUUCAACCGCCACGACGACAGGCUGGUGCACUGACCCCAUUUGGCAUGAUGGGAAUGGGUGGAGGGUUCAUGGACAUGUUUGGCAUGAUGGGGGAAAUGAUGGAAAACAUGGACAGGUUUUCUGGAUCGCCCAACUGCCAGACCUUCUCCUCUUCAACAGUGAUCUCCUACUCUUCCACGGACGCCGGGGCACCUACGGUGUACCAGCAAACUCAUCAAACAAGACAUGGUCCAAGAGGGAUCCGCGAGACCCGUCAGUCCAUGCGAGACAGUGAAAGCGGAGUGGAGCGUCUGGCCAUCGGCCACCACAUCGGCGAACGCGCACAUAUCAUGGAGCGCUCGCGGAACCGCCGCACGGGAGACCGCGAGGAACGGCAGGACUUCAUAAACCUGGACGAGGCCGAAGCCGAAGCGUUCGACAGCGAGUGGAGGACUCAGGCGGGGCGAUUCGCUCCCCCCAGCGCCCGGGCGCUGGACUACAGUCGAGACCGACGGGCAGGGGGGCAGCAGCUAGCUCUUACCGCGCCACCCAGCUCCCCGACCCCGCCGGGACACCGGCACGACUCCCCCCGACACCACCCGCCCCAGUCCCGCCCGCGUUACGACUGGUGAAAGGAGUCCCACCUAAAACCUUGAGCCGACCGGGGGGAGCGGAGGAAUCUCUCCACGGAUGCUGUGAACCAAGCUGAGGAUCGUUCCAACUUCCUUGUUGAUGUUUGAGUCGACCGGACUGUCGAUACAUAAACACAUAACAUGCCCUAAACAAACAAUUUAAAAAAAACAACCCCCCUAUCCCUUCGACCCACAGUGGAUAGUCUUAGAAUGAAUCCUCCCUCUGCACACUCCCACCCUUGUAUAAAACGCCCUGGCUUCCUCCCUGAGAUUUGAUGUGUGUGUUUUUGCCCAUUAAAAGUGCUCCAAGUAUUAAGUGCAUCUGCUGUACAGUUCGUUUUAUGUUUGUGGAGACACACAAAUGUGUCUGUGAAAUGAAUUGUAUACUGUUGACUAAACUAGCUAGAUGAAGUUAAUAAAACAUUGCUAGAUAACA
Molecule: messenger RNA, 1459 nt
Organism: Syngnathus acus (greater pipefish)
Lineage: Eukaryota; Metazoa; Chordata; Actinopteri; Syngnathiformes; Syngnathidae
Gene: mlf2
Product: myeloid leukemia factor 2
Exons: 8
Coding region: 286-1023 (245 amino acids)
Biological process (GO): regulation of DNA-templated transcription
Cellular component (GO): nucleus; cytoplasm
Source: RefSeq, a predicted model, not a curated record